Penicillium robsamsonii is the source of this 372-nucleotide messenger RNA. RefSeq lists its product as uncharacterized. Lineage: Eukaryota; Fungi; Ascomycota; Eurotiomycetes; Eurotiales; Aspergillaceae. The annotation marks the transcript as partial. The transcript is spliced from 2 exons. The record is from RefSeq and is a predicted model, not a curated record.
ACCCUUCUAAGCUAUGUUCCCGUGCAUUGGUGCUUAGGGAAGGCAUCUAAUGGCAUCUUAUGUACCGUUGACCUGUCUCGUAAGAGCUUGUCUGCUAUGAUGGGGAACCAGAACUGCCACACCGAGAUCACAUUUGAUGAUAACGUUAAGUGGCUCCUACGUUUUCGCCUCGCGGCGACUCCCUGGCAGAAAGAGAAGGCUAUACAACAGUUAGCUGAUAUAUUCGUCGAGAUUGAGAAGCUUCCCUUUAAAGUAAUAGGCUUACUUAUCUCGAGAGGUGUUAUAGAAGUCCAAGGUCUCGCAGAGCCAUUAACAUACCAGGUGGGAAAAGCUCCGCUCGGUCCAUUCUCUUCCCCACUCGAGCGCGUAUAG